Episyrphus balteatus (marmalade hoverfly) is the source of this 1849-nucleotide messenger RNA. It is a transcript of the gene exex, whose product is annotated as homeotic protein empty spiracles. NCBI's taxonomy places the organism in Eukaryota, Metazoa, Arthropoda, Insecta, Diptera, Syrphidae. Gene Ontology annotation, cellular component: nucleus. The transcript has 4 exons. The record is from RefSeq and is a predicted model, not a curated record. Gene Ontology annotation, biological process: regulation of DNA-templated transcription; central nervous system development; spinal cord motor neuron cell fate specification. Gene Ontology annotation, molecular function: DNA-binding transcription factor activity, RNA polymerase II-specific; sequence-specific double-stranded DNA binding. Bases 1 to 1470 code for a protein of 489 amino acids.
AUGACUCCAUCUUAUCUCAAACGAGAGAGAGCGAGAGGUGGUGGCCAACAAACCAACUGGUUUCGCUAUGAGUGUAGUGCAUUAGAACUUGAAGUUUAUCACAGUUCGGAACGCGCCGUUAACGGUAACACACGUCUAUGCCGAAAUUCGUCAAGUGACAGUAGAACAAAAGCAGUGACAGUGCAAAAUAGAAUCAUCCAUAAUAACAGUGAAAUCAAUAUGUCAAGUGUACAAGUGCAACAGCAGCACAUAUCUCGGUUUUUAACCAACAACAAUAACCAUUCGAGUCCUCUGAAACAGGAAUAUCAAAGUGAUAAUAAUACAAGUGCGUCGCUAUCGCCUCCGCGUACAAUUAAUUCACCACAAUCGGCGAAUUCACCACAGAGUAAUUACACACUUAGCCCCUUGCCGGUGGAUAAUAAUCAACCACUGCCGCUUAUUCAACAACAAUCACAACAACAACAACAACUUCGGCCAUCACAACAACUUCCUCUUCCCGCAUCAAUGAUUGGGGGAGUAUUGCCCCCACCGCCUUUGGUACCAUUACCGCCGGAAGCAUGCGAAUCAUCGGGUUAUGACAGUUAUAGCCAUCAUCAAGGAUACAUGAAUCGCAUGACAGCACCAUUUACACAAACUUCACCGCCGCCGCCAGUUGCAAGUGUAAAAAAGUCAUUUUGUAUUGAUGCACUUUUGGCGAAAAAUCAAAGUGAUGCAGAGAAUGGAGGAAAGGAUCCAAGGAUGAUGAUGCUACCAACGAGAGGACAUGGAGAUUUACCAGUAGCACCAAUAAGCGAGCAAGAAGCUCUAAGACGGAUACACGAAAGUCGAGAUCAGUAUGGAACACCAAGUCCCGACGGAAUGUCAAGAUCAGAAUCUCCAACCUCAUCACACCGUUCCAGCCCUCCAAUCAGUCCAGGCUGCGAAGAUCAACAUCACAUAAGCAUGCGAAUGGAUUUUCAUGAUGAAUUCAAAAAACCAAUACCCCCACACAGCCCAAUAAGACCACAAGACUUUCCCCUCUAUGCCGGUGGACAUCCCUACCAAUUGUUAGCUCAAGGAGGAUCGGCAUUUCAUCGACCUUUGGAUCCAUCUGGUAAGCCCAUUCCGCUCCCCAUGGGUCAUAGUUUUGUGCAAUCUCACCUGCCAUUUGAAUUCCUUGCCCGUGCCGGUAUGCUGCAUCAUAGGAUACCCGAAUUAGCAGCAUAUCCACAUCAUGCAAUUUUGGGUAAAACAAGAAGACCACGAACGGCAUUCACAUCCCAACAGCUGCUCGAGCUGGAAAAACAAUUUAAACAAAAUAAAUAUCUCUCAAGACCGAAACGUUUUGAAGUUGCCAGUGGUUUAAUGUUGUCUGAGACACAGGUUAAAAUUUGGUUCCAAAAUCGUCGAAUGAAAUGGAAACGUUCAAAAAAAGCCCAACAAGAAGCUAAAGAACGUUCAAAGGCUUCAUCGAAUAACAUUGCUAGUUAGUUCGGUUUCGCGAAAUAAAAACUGUUAUCGGGAAUAGCUUUUACAAGUAUAACCGUAAAUCUAGUCAGACUUUUCAGUCACAUUACGCUCGUGACAACAGAAACAAGAUAAAUAUUUUUAAUUUCAGUUAAAGUUCAUUGCGAAUUUAUUUUGAGACAAAAAUAAUAAUUUAUUUGAGUUGUGAAUAAUUCGCAUAAUAAAUUAUUAUAAUUUAUGUUGAAGUCAUUUUUUUUUUUUUAUUCCAUUUUAUGUUUAUUGUUCUGUUUUAGAGAAUUGAAUGUAGGUACCUUAAAAAAUAAUUAUUGUAAAUACUUUAAACGAAUUAUGUAUAUGUAUGAUUAAGAUACCCGCUAUGUGUGAUACGUGAGUAAUAAUAAAA